AUGGACGUCCAGGUUGCACUCCACGUGCACAUCAAGAGCUACGAGCAGAAGAUCGGAUACGUCUUUGGACAAGUCAUUGACAACUUCGGAGAGGGAGGUUCCGGCGUCAACAUGAGAUUGAUCUGGCUCAUCGUCAUUGCCGCCAUCUACUUCUUGUUAACAUGGACCUACCUCACCGCAUGGUCCCACUGCGGAGCCCUCACAACGCGCUUGCUGAGAGAAAGGUAUGUCAAGUCAUUACUGUACCAGGACAUGACAUACCACUCCGCCAACUCGACUGCUUCCACUGCAAAUACCGCACUCACAUCAGACACGCAUACAAUCCAAAUGGGUAUCUCCGAGAAAGCCGGAAUCUUUGUUCAAUCCAUCGCAUACUUUAUCGCUUCCUUCGCAGUAGGAUUCGCGCUCGUACCAAGGUUGACCGGAAUCCUCAUCUCUGUCGUACCCGCAUUCAUCCUCGUCAUGGUCGGCGGCUCGCAUUUCGUCUCUCGGUACGCGAAUCGCGCCGCGAAAUCCCUGACAUCAGCAACCUCCCUCGCCGAAGAAGUCCUCGGACAGAUCCGUACCGUCAAAGCCUUCAACUCCCAGAGCACCCUCAGCAAGGAACACGACGAAGGUCUCCGCGUCGCAUGGAAAUGGUCUGUCCGGAAAGCCUGUGCAGCCGCCGCAGUCCUCGGUGGAGUCUGGUUCGUCGCAUACGCUGCAAACGCAUGUGCAUUCUGGUACGGUGCGCACAUGAUCGCAUCCGAGCCCACGGGCUCUACAUCCGUCGGAAAGGUCUAUACCGUCGUUUUUUUGAUUCUCGAUUCGAGUUUUGUUAUUGGACAGUUUUCGCCGUUUUUGCAGACGUUUGCGUUGGCUGGGGCUGCGGGGAGUAGGAUCUUGGGGACGAUUGAUCGGAAGAGUGAGAUUGAUGUCCGAGAUGAGACGGGAGAAAAGGUGGUUUCGGAGGAGUGCAAGGGAGAGGUUGUCUUCAAGGGGGUGCAGUUUGAGUACCCGGGUAGGGAGGGUGUGAGGGUGUUGAAGGGACUCGAUUUGCGAUGUGAGGCGGGCAAGGUUACUGCUAUCGUUGGGUCUUCGGGAUCGGGAAAGUCUACAAUCAUCAACCUAUUGGAGCGAUUCUACGAUCCCCUUGGAGGCCAAGUCCUCCUCGACGGCAAAGACCUGAGGCGGCUUAACGUCGACUCUCUUCGCGAGCAGAUCGCACUCGUGUCCCAGACCCCGACAUUGUUCGACGAGACUGUCAUUCGCAACAUCUCUUACGGUAUCCGUCACCUCGACGCCCCGAUUUCUGACCCAGCACUCAGAGAGAAAUGCAUGGAAGCCGCACGCAAGGCCAAUGCGGAUACCUUCAUCAGGGAGCGUUUACCAAAGGGAUACGACACUUUCGUCGGAGAGGGCGGAGCGAGCUUGAGUGGUGGACAAAAACAGAGAGUCUGUCUCGCCCGAGCACUCGUCAGCAACCCCAGGAUUCUGCUGUUAGAUGAAGCCACCAGUGCGUUGGACACCACAAGUGAGCGACUCAUCCAGCAAUCGCUCAAGGACGCAUACAUCGGCCGUACAGUCAUCGUCAUCGCUCACAGAUUGAGUACGAUUCGCGAUGCGGACAAGAUUGUCGUGAUGGACCACGGUCUCGUCAUCGAAGAAGGUACGCAUGAGGAGUUGAUGGCUAAGCGUGGACGGUACUGGACUAUGGUUGGUAUUCAGGAUGUUAGCGGCGACGUUAUCCCCGGGAGUGCCGAGACGGAUGUCGAUAUCGACGAGAUGCUCGAGAUGGAGGCGGGUGAGGGAGUGGUGAUCGAUCAAGUCAAGAGCCAGGUCGAGGAGAAGAGGUAUUCUGUCGAUAGCCAGGGAAGUGGGGCAGGCAAGGGGGAUGCGAAGUAUACUGUGGGACAUCUCGUGAAGAGGGUGUUGCAGCUUACGAGACCUGAGUGGGGAUAUUUGGCGGUUGGGUUGACGGCGAGUAUUAUUACUGGUGGUACUACGGCUGCUGAGGCGAUUCUGUUUGGUCAUCUCGUUACUGCGCUCAAGUUGACCGGCCAGCCCGAUCAGAUGAGGAGCGAGGCGAAUCUCUAUUCUGGGUUGUUCUUUAUGGUGGCAUGUGUAGAGUUGAUCGCUUACACUGCUCAUGGUUCGGCGUUCGGAUACGCGGCGGAGAAGUUGGUGAGGAGGGUUCGCGACAAGUCCUUCCGGACGAUCUUGGGUCAAGAUCAAGCUUGGUUCGACAGGGACGAUAACUCACCUGGUCAAAUGGUGUCGAGGCUUUCCAUGGAUGCCACGCAUCUCUCUCAGAUGAGUGGUGUGGUGCUCGGUACGAUCUUUUCCGUUGUCACGACAAUCAGCGCCGGUCUCAUUCUUGCUCAUAUCAUUGCGUGGAAGAUCUCCGUUGUGCUUCUCUGCGCAGUACCAGUGUUGCUCGUCGCUGGAUUCUUGAGACUACAUAUCGUCGCCAAAUUUCAAGAGAAACACGAGAAGAGUUUCGUCAAGUCUGCUGCUUUGGCCACCGAGGCCAUUUCCUCUAUUCGCACGGUUGCGUCGCUCGGACGUGAGGCCGAUGUUGGACUGCAGUACCACGAGUCUCUUAUGGGACCUUGGAGGGAGAAUUUGAGGUUCUUCGUCGUCGGUAACUUUUGGCUUGCAUUCGCGUACUCGAUCUCAUACUACCUGUACGCUCUCGGAUAUUGGUGGGGUUCGAAGCUCGUUAGCAAUGGCGAGUAUACCACAACGCAGUUCUUCAUCACGCUUCCUGCCGUCUUGUUCUCUGCCCAAGCUGCCGGACAGGUCUUUGCACUCGCACCGGAUAUCACUCAGGCCAAGAGCGCAGCAAGGAAUGUGUUCAAGUUGCAUGACCAGAAGGGUGUAAUCGAGGCCAUCGAUGCAGCACCUGUGAAUGAGAAGCAGCCGGAGCAUACUUGUGAGGGUAAGAUUGAGUUCAGGGAUGUCGCCUUCAGAUACGAAACUAGACCUGAUGUUGCGGUUUUGCAGGGGUUGGACAUCACCAUUCACCCCGGUCAAUUCGUUGCCUUGGUGGGUGAAUCUGGGUGUGGUAAAUCGACGACGAUUGCAUUGCUUGAGCGCUUCUACGACCCCAUCAGAGGUAGCAUCCGUGUCGAUGAUCAGGACAUUCGCGAUCUGAAUGUUCGCACUCAUCGUUCCCGCAUCGCCCUCGUUGCUCAAGAGCCUGCGUUGUAUGGUGGCAGCAUCAGGCAGAACAUUUUGCUUGGUUCGGAGAAUCCCGAGGAUGUCACCCAGGAGGACAUCGAGCGGGUUUGCAAGGAAGCGAACAUUCAUGACUACAUUGUCUCGCUUCCCGAGGGUUACGAUACAGAAUGCGGUGGUAAGGGUGGUUCGUUGUCUGGUGGUCAACGCCAGCGUAUUGCCAUUGCACGUGCUCUUACCAGAAACCCGAAAAUCUUGAUUCUCGACGAGGCGACGUCUGCCCUUGAUACCGAGAACGAGAAGUUGGUGCAGGAGGCGCUGAACAAAGCAGCGAAGCACAGGACUACCAUCGCUAUUGCACACAGGUUGAGCUCAAUCAAGAGUGCUGAUUGCAUCUACGUCAUGGAGGAGGGUAGGGUUGUUGAGCGUGGCACGCACGAAGAGUUGAUCAGAUUGGGUGGAAGAUACAAGAUGAUGGUGAUUCAGCAGAGUUUGGACGCUUAA
Molecule: messenger RNA, 3663 nt
Organism: Saitoella complicata NRRL Y-17804
Lineage: Eukaryota; Fungi; Ascomycota; Saitoellomycetes; Saitoellales; Saitoellaceae
Product: P-loop containing nucleoside triphosphate hydrolase protein
Exons: 1
Coding region: 1-3663 (1220 amino acids)
Biological process (GO): transmembrane transport
Cellular component (GO): membrane
Molecular function (GO): ATP binding; ABC-type transporter activity; ATP hydrolysis activity
Source: RefSeq, a predicted model, not a curated record